Fomitiporia mediterranea MF3/22 is the source of this 3207-nucleotide messenger RNA. RefSeq names its product cysteine proteinase. Gene Ontology annotation, biological process: protein deubiquitination. The transcript is spliced from 5 exons. Gene Ontology annotation, molecular function: cysteine-type deubiquitinase activity. The coding region runs from base 1 to 3207 and encodes 1068 amino acids. NCBI's taxonomy places the organism in Eukaryota, Fungi, Basidiomycota, Agaricomycetes, Hymenochaetales, Hymenochaetaceae. The record is from RefSeq and is a predicted model, not a curated record.
AUGCAGGCGCUGAUGGGCAAGAGCAACAAGGCGCCGACGCCUCAGGAACUCUAUCGGGCAAGAAAGCAAAAGGAGGAGGCAGAGCGCAAUUCCUUUCUGCCACCCGGUCUUGUCAACCAUGGCAAUACCUGCUUCAUGAACUCCGUACUCCAGGGGUUGAUCGCAACACCCAUGCUUGCAGACAUUGUACGCUUCUCACUUCCGGACAUAUAUGCACCUAUCCUGUCACGUAGGAGUCCUCAGUUAACGAACGGACAUGGCCAGGGUGGAGCUGCGGAACGGGAUUGGGAACAGGGCAUGCCGCUCGGGGACAUAUUCGUACACUUGAUGCUGAAAGCGUGGAAUGCUCAGGAUGAAAGAUCCCAUUUAAGCAUGAGUCCAAAGGACCUGCUUUCAAGGAUUGGUGCCAAGUUUGAUCAAUAUCUUGACUUUCGACAACAAGACGCACAUGAAUUCUUGAGACACUUGCUUGAUGCCAUGCGUAUGGAAGAGCUGGAUAUUAUAAAGAAACGUCAACCUCGACCUCCGAAGACCAAGCGAAGGAAGAGCAAGAAUAGAGAUGACAGUCCUCGGCCCUCGUCUUCCGAGUCACUUGAUAUUCCUGAAGAAGACCGCCUCACUUCGUUUGUGGAUAUGGUCUUCGGCGGCCGUCUUGCAUCGAUCCUCGUCUGCGAGAAAUGCAAGAAGAUUUCUUUCACUUACGAGGACUUUAAUGACCUCUCUCUACCGAUCAAGCAGGAAGACUACGAAAAGGCGCGUAAGCGCGAUAAGUUAAAGUCUCUUGCCCGCAAGCUUGGCAUGCGUGGUAGGGGCGCAACUCGCGAUCUCGAUAGUUCGGACAAUCCUCGGUCAAGUAGUGUCCCUUCGAGCCCGUUACGCCGGAGCGAAGAGGCAGAGCGCUCGUUUGAACUUGUUCUAAAUGAUGUUGGUCACCGGAGACGUAGUCUUGAGGCUGGGGAAGAAACGCCAUCGCUCAAAAACACAUUCCAGGAGGAAGAGAUUUCCCAGGAAGCCGCAGACGUACCUUAUGAACAGAUGGUGAAAGACCGACACCGGGCAUUAGGUGUCCUCGAGGAGGGCAAGGUCCUUGAUGAAGAUGAAUCACAGAAGGAAGAACCGAGACGCGAAAAGGACGAGGACGGAUGGGUAAAGUUACGGCGGAAGAUCACCGUUAGUAUGGGUGUAAAGAAGGCAAAGAGGAAGAGCGGACCGAAGGAAGCGCCCUCGGACCUCCAAUCAAACGACGAGAGCCAGGCAGAGGCAACGGGAGAUGAGGCGAUGGACUCUUACGUAGAUGUCAAGGCUCCUUCGCCCUCACCAGCCUCACCAGCUAUGUCUCCACUAUUAGGUGCGACUAACGCGCUUCAAAGACUUCCUUUUGUACGACGGCCUUCUUCCCGCGUGGACUCACCUUCAAUAUCGGCCGUUACAUCUCCAGCCCGUAGUCCGGAUCUACCUCCCGUGACGUUGCCCCCGCCGGAAUUACGUCCACCUUCACCAACGCCUGCUCCUGCUGAGCCCAUCCGGUCGAAAUCCCCUCGGCCCCCAAAGCAGUCUGCAUCAGAGGCUGCAUACUUGCGACGUUUACUCGCUGACGUCCCGUCAACUUCAAGCACCGGUUUCAAUCUAUUCCGCACCUCCCCAUUGGCGAACUCGUCACCUGAGAUAUCGGAUGCGCGAGCAGCUUGGCCAAAACUAGGGCACGUACAGAGCGUAGAAGGCUGUUUGAGGUUGUUUACUGCAGUUGAAGUACUUGAUGGCGAGAACAUGGUCGGCUGUCGCCGGUGUUGGAAGAUCAAGAACGGAGUGUAUAAUCCGAGCCACGAAGACGCUAAGCGAGGAGAGAAGGACGAGGAAGAUGAGGAGGAGGCUGAUGCAGAUGAUAACGACGAAAGAAGCUCGAGCUCUAGUGCUAGUGUAAAGAUCAGCCUCGUUGACGGAGACGAUUCGCGGCCUCAAGGGGUUCCGUCCGCUUCUACUGGACUACAAUUGUCAUCGCUAGAUAUACACGAGCGCGACUCGCUUCGAUCUGCUCCUCCUCCGUCUUCAAACAAUCGCUUUUUGGAGAAUGACGGUCCCCAGGCCGCGCGCCUUCUAAAUGCUGGGACAUCCUCUUCACCCUCCGUAAAUGUUCCAUCAAUAUCAAUGACUGCACCAGAGCCGACGCAUGCGCCCUCUGCGUCCGAGCAAACGCCCGUUGCUGAAGUGCCUCCCGAAAGUGCUUUACGUGGUAAUAUGUCGGCAAGGCUCAUUUCGUCUCCGUCACGCGAUUCUCUGCAACUACCGACAACACGACAUUUCCGUCAACCCGCUGAGCGGGCGUCUUCAUCCAGCAUUGCAAGUGACACGAGUAGCCUCAGCUCGGACGGAAGUGGCGACGAGGCUGAGGAGACCGAGACGUCUCUUGCUGCCUCUGUACGUUCUGAUAGCUCAUCAGUUAGGUCCAAUCGACUUGAAAUGAGGACGACAAAACCAAAUGCGUUGUCAAAUUCGACCAUUGACCACACGUCAAGGUCAUCCAUGUCAAGACAACGCAGAAAGUCGAUUGGAGGUGUUCCCCGUGCAAAACAAGUCGUGAUGCGCCGCGCAUAUAAGCGAUAUUUAAUUUCUAUGCCGCCGCCUGUGCUUGUCAUACACCUUAAGCGAUUUCAACAAGUGGGACGGUCUCCGACGCAGUUGCAAUUCUUUACGAAUUUCAAGAAGCUAGAUGACCCUGUCAGUUUUCCCGAGUACCUUGACCUCAAUCCGUAUCUCUUGCCAUCGAGAGACGGUCCGGAAGGGAAGAACAAAAAGAAGAGGAGUAAGGAAGAGAAGCGAGCGGAGGAAAAUGGGAGGAAGGACUUAGGUGUAGUUUCCGAAGGUUGCAUGUACCGCUUGUAUGCGGUGAUUGUGCACAUUGGAAACAUGCUUGGGGGUCAUUACGUGGCAUAUACUGCGUUACCUGAGGCGGCUCCUUCGACAAAAGAAGACUAUUCGUCCAUUUCGAGCUCUACUAGCGUAGACUCUGUUCGUCCAGAGAAUCCACGAACGACUUCAUUCACACGCACUGCAAACCCUCAUCCGAGCUCAAAAUCGCGUACAUCUUCGAACAACGGUUCUUCUGCGCAGAGACAGUGGUGCUACGUGAGCGAUACUGUUGUUCGGCUCGCCACUCUUGACGAAGUACUUCAGGCAAAGGCGUACAUUUGCAUGUAUGAGCGGAUCUAG